UGGUAGACCAAUGAUCUUACGGAAGUGAUUGAAAAUAAACAAACCUAUCAUAUAACUAAAGAAGAUAUUUUCAUAUAACUCAUGAUCUUAUUCAUUCGUUGUUCAAUUAAAAUUGAAUGAAUUAGCAAAUAAAAUUUCACUUUGUGAAAGUUGUAUUAUAAAAGUUUUUUAUUGAAAAGAGAUGUCAUUAACUUUUCAACAAAUUAUAUUGGAUGCUAAAAAGUUAGUUAUUAAAAUAUCAGAUCAUGAAAAUACAGCUGAUAAUUUGAUAAGUGAAAUAGAAUCAGUUUGUAGCCAAAUUGCUAACAUGAAACAGUAUCAGGAAGAAGUAGAAAUUUUGAACACUGAAGCAAAACAAAGACCACAUAUACAAUUAAUCUCAGGAAUACAAAGAGAGGUCAAACAUUUACAAGAACUACAAGCUGAAAAUAAAGAAUUAAAGAAAGCAUUAGAAGAUCAUCAUCAUGCUCUUGAAUUAAUUAUGUCUAAAUAUAGGCAACAAACAGCAUCUUUAUUACGUCUCUGUAAAACAGAUCUUUCGUCAUUACAUAAUGCAAAAUAUGCUAAUAUAAUAACCAAUCAAGCAGAAAAAAUAAAUGAAAUGGCAGCAGUAAUGAAAACUGCAGUAGCUUUAGAUGAGGAAAAUGAAAUGAGAGAAAAAGAAAUAUAUAGUAGUUUAAAAGUAGAAAAUACUACAUUACGAGAAAUAGUUAAUAUUGCAAAUAAAUAUUGCUCCUUAAACAAGGAAACUGAUGUAGAGAGUAAAACUGUACAAACAGAUCCAAUAGUAUAUUAAAAGAAAUUUGUAAUUUAUAUUUCUCUUAUAUAAAUUUCAUAUUAUUUAUUUCAUAUUUUAUAACAUAAAUAAUGUUAGAAAAAAAAUGUAUUACUUAUAUACAAUAAAAUACACAUGUAAAAUAUGAUUUA
Messenger RNA from Apis florea (little honeybee), 927 nucleotides. RefSeq names its product FGFR1 oncogene partner 2 homolog. Lineage: Eukaryota; Metazoa; Arthropoda; Insecta; Hymenoptera; Apidae. The record is from RefSeq and is a predicted model, not a curated record.